GCUAUCUUCGACUUGAGCGCCAAAGACGACAAGUGGGGUUUUGGUGGUGACAAAGUAGUUUCACCAUAUAUGUUCAAACUUCCCUUCCAUCAUCAAUUUUCCCACUGACUAGGUGAAAUCUAUCUAACAACUAAUCUUUAUAAUUGCUGAAUGGAUAUUAGCUUCUUGCUGUAGUCUAUCAAGCAGGCUAUGUCAACUCCAAUAUCUAGUCUAAAUAGCUUAUUUUCAUUCACCUCUCCUGCUGUAAAAAGACUUCUUGGUUGGAAACAAGGAGAUGAAGAAGAGAAGUGGGCUGAAAAAGCGGUUGAUUCACUUGUGAAAAAACUUAAAAAGAAAAAAGGUGCACUUGAAGCUUUAGAGCGAGCUUUAAGUAAUCCUGGUGAACCUUCAGAAUGUGUCACCAUUCCCCGAUCUCUCGACGGUCGACUUCAAGUUUCUCAUAGGAAAGGAUUACCCCAUGUAAUCUAUUGUCGUGUAUGGAGGUGGCCUGACUUGCAAAGCCAUCAUGAACUGAAACCUCUUGAGUUCUGCCGAUUUCCAUUCUCAGCUAAAGAAAAUGAGGUUUGUAUUAAUCCUUACCACUAUCAGCGAGUUGAAAGUCCGGUUUUGCCUCCAGUUCUCGUUCCUCGGCAUAGUGAGUACCCAAAUCUCAGCACUGUAACUCCCUCACCGGGUUUAUCACACUGUGGCAGCAGUGGGAUGUCUAGUUCCCGUUCAGCAUCUAAUCUAGGAAUGUUUCCGAUGACAGACUCCGUAAUGCCUUACAAUGUAAAUUACCCACACAACUUCAGUCAUUCUCCAUCUCUCCCUCCUGGAAACAGUGGAGCUUCUACAGACAGCACAGUUUCUGGACCUAUCCAUUCCCCUAAUAGCUCAAACCUCCAAUCCGGUUACCAAACUCAUCCCAACCAGGAUCCGGCUGCCUCUGGACAAACGAUGCAUCCAGUCAAUUAUCAAGAACCUAAAUACUGGUGUUCCAUUGUUUAUUAUGAAUUAAAUAAUCGUGUUGGUGAAGCAUUCAACGCUUCACAAUUAAGCAUAAUUAUUGAUGGUUUCACAGACCCAUCAAAUAAUUCAGAUCGUUUCUGUCUUGGUCUUUUGUCCAAUGUUAAUCGAAAUUCUACAAUUGAGAAUACAAGACGUCAUAUUGGAAAAGGCGUUCAUCUGUACUACGUUGGUGGUGAAGUAUACGCUGAAUGUUUGUCGGAUAGUAGUAUAUUUGUACAAUCACGUAAUUGUAAUUAUCAUCAUAAUUUUCAUCCAACCACAGUGUGUAAAAUUCCGCCUGGUUGUUCAUUGAAAAUAUUCUCAAAUCAAGAAUUCGCUCAUCUACUUAGUCGGACAGUACAUCAUGGUUUUGAAGCUGUUUAUGAAUUAACUAAAAUGUGUACAAUACGUAUGAGUUUUGUAAAAGGUUGGGGUGCGGAAUAUCAUAGGCAAGAUGUUACAUCUACACCAUGUUGGGUUGAAAUUCACUUGAAUGGUCCAUUACAAUGGCUUGACCGUGUACUCACACAAAUGGGUACACCAAGAAAUCCUAUUUCAUCAGUUUCAUAAAUUUCAUUAUGUUGUUACAACUCAUACUCUUUUCAACCGAUAUGCUCGAGCAAAAGUGAACAAAAAUAUGAUGUGAAUGUCUGGGAUUUUCAUCGGAAAGUAACACAUUGUUCUUCCAUAUUUAAUUGCUGUAUUAAAACCAUAAAUGACUUCAUUUAUACCAUCAGUACUAAAAUGCAUCUUUUCCAACUUAAGAUCUACUUCAAAUAAGAGCGUGCUUUUUAUCAACAUAUAGAAUAUGGAAAUAGUAAAUAAAAACAGAAGCGCCAUUUCUCAUUUCUAUCAUUUAUUUGUAUUUCUACACAUAUCUUUUUACUAUUUACAUUAGUUAUUAAUAUUUUGUGUGGGUGUGUGGGUGUUCGUACAGCGCCUUCUGAAAAUGCUAAUCACAUUGUUCUGUUAAUUGUUCAUAAUUUGAGUUUUUUUCUCUUUUCAUUCUGUCUUUUAUUAUUUUGUUUUUAACUCUGUGUAAACAUUGCAAGUUUACUUUUUAGAAUCAUUGUAAUAUACAACAUUACUGUCUCAUUGUUUUAAUGAAUCCCCACGCUCAUUCAUGGAGGUAUAUAUAUAUGUACACAUAUACAUGUCUUUUUUAUUCACAUUUAGACUGCAUACAUACUGUGUUUGCGCGUAUAGUUGUUCUCCCUACUCUUUCAAAACUUCAUUUGUAUAUAAUAAUAAAUUCAAUGAAUCUUUUGUUUUCUGAAUGUUCCAUAUGGUGUUUUGAAUUCCAUCAGUUUUUAUUUUAUUUUUUGCAUUUAUUUAUACUGUCAUCAUUAUGAUAAAGCAAGCAUAGGAAGUAGUAACUUUUGUCGCAAUCCAGUUGUGCAAUUAUUAUUACUUAUAAUGUUGUCUUUUCUUAGAAAACGAUUUUACCGUAAUUAAUUUUUCAUAUGAAAAUUUUCAUAACUGGUCAAUUGUUUGAUUUAUUUACUACCUGUUCCCAGUGUCUAUAUCGUUUUCAUUUUAUUGUAUUGUAGUUACGUUCGACCUGCGAAUAAAUAAAAAAUCAAUCAGUAGUAAAUAUCUGCAGCUUUUUCACUCACAUACUGACGAGCGCCUAUUUGUUUAACUAACAUGUCAAAUAGUUUUCCUUAUUUCUACGUCUCAUAUGAACUUUUCCUGUCAGAUUCUUAAUUUACCUCCCAUGUGUUGCUUUCUUUGCCUAAUUAUGACAGCUUUGUUAUGAAAGACAACUAAACUCAUUCUUUAUUGUCUGAAUUUAUCUACACAUUUAAUUAUUAAAUGUUCUCGUCGUUUUUCUUCUUACCCCCCUUUCCUUGUCUCUCUCAUGUAACAUUUUUAUUGAAAAUAGACGACCAUAUUCUUUUUGAUGAAUCGUUCAUUGUGUUUUUUUUGCGAACUACUCGCUCAGUCGACUUCCAAUAUGAAAAAGAAUCGCUGAGAAGUUCUCUGUUUCUCUUAGUUUGCCUAUUUACUAUAAAAAUGGUACUGCUGUGCAAUGAUUCUUAGUGUAGUAUAUCAAAUAAACUAGCCGGUUAUUUUCAACUGGUUUAUGA
Schistosoma turkestanicum is the source of this 3077-nucleotide messenger RNA. The record is from the annotation of a GenBank genome assembly. Lineage: Eukaryota; Metazoa; Platyhelminthes; Trematoda; Strigeidida; Schistosomatidae.